Messenger RNA from Euleptes europaea (tarantolino), 1245 nucleotides. RefSeq names its product SMYD family member 5 (gene SMYD5). The transcript is spliced from 13 exons. Gene Ontology annotation, molecular function: histone H4K20 methyltransferase activity; protein binding. The record is from RefSeq and is a predicted model, not a curated record. Lineage: Eukaryota; Metazoa; Chordata; Lepidosauria; Squamata; Sphaerodactylidae. Bases 1 to 1245 code for a protein of 414 amino acids.
AUGGCUGCUCCCACGUGCGACACGUUCGCCUUUUGUAUGGAUGCGGCCGCCCAAGCCCGGCGCGCCCUGGAGGUGCGCUUCAUCAGCAACAGCAAGGGGAAAGGACUUUUUGCCACCAGGAACAUCCGUAAGGGGGAGACGAUUUUUGUAGAAAAGCCGGUGGUGUCAGCCCAGUUCCUCUGGAACGCCCUGUAUAAAUAUAAAGCCUGCAACCACUGCUUGCGAGCGCUGGAGACUGCAGAAGAGAACGCCCAAAGGCUGCUGGGGAGAUUUCAGGCCCUGCCUCAUCCGGAGCAGUGCAGCAUCCGCAAAGACCUGCAUCAACUCUGUCCCAGUUGCCAGGUUGUGUAUUGUAGUCCAGAGUGCCGGCAGGCGGCCUGGGAUCAGUACCACCAAGUCUUAUGCCUCGGCCCCUCCAGGGAGGACCCCAAUCACCCCCUCAACAAACUGCAGGAGGCCUGGCGGAACAUCCAUUAUCCUCCGGAGACGUCAAGUAUCAUGCUGAUGGCGAGGAUGGUUGCAGUCAUCAAGCAGGCCAAAGAUAAAGACUGGUGGAUCAAGCUCUUCUCUCAGUUCUGCAGCAAAACGGCCAAUGAGGAGGAAGAAAUUGUCCACAAACUUCUGGGGGAGAAGUUUAAGGGCCAGCUGGAAGUCCUCCGCGUGCUGUUUACAGAAGCCCUUUAUGACGAACGUGUCAGCAGGUGGUUUUCCCCCGAAGGCUUCCGUUCGCUCUUUGCCCUGGUGGGCACCAACGGCCAAGGGAUGGGAACCAGCUCCUUGAGCCAGUGGGUCCACGCCUGCGAUGCCUUAGAGCUUCCCCCGCGGGAGCGAGAGCCGUUAGACGCUUUCAUAGACCAGCUUUAUAAGGACAUUGAGAAAGAGACAGGGGAGUUCCUCAACUGCGAAGGGUCCGGCCUCUUCGUCCUGCAAAGCUGUUGCAACCACAGCUGCAUUCCCAACGCCGAGGCCUCGUUCCCGGAUAACAGUUUUCUGCUGCACUUGACAGCCUUGGAAGAUAUCCAGCCCGGAGAGGAGAUCUGUAUCAGCUACCUCGACUGCUGCCAACGGGAGAGGAGCCGUCAUAGCCGUCACAAGGUGCUCCGGGAGAAUUACCUCUUUACCUGCUCCUGCCCCAAGUGCCUGACCCAAGCCAGCGACCCUGACGUAACAUCAGAAGAGGAGGAGGAGGAAGGCGAAGGGGAGCCGGACGACGCAGAGCUAGAGGACGAGAUGACAGACGUCUGA